This is a messenger RNA of Fraxinus pennsylvanica, 1803 nucleotides long. The record is from the annotation of a GenBank genome assembly. NCBI's taxonomy places the organism in Eukaryota, Viridiplantae, Streptophyta, Magnoliopsida, Lamiales, Oleaceae.
AUGUUUUUGAAACCGUUCAUUUCAGCUCCAUCCACUUCUAAUUGGAGUAAAUCUUUUAGUUGUGAGAAUGGGAUGUAUGCAAAUGUUAGAAUGCUUCAAAGGGCAGAAGUAGUGUGUCUUGGUAUGUUGGCCCCGAGAAAAUUCAUGCAAAAGAGGAAGAAAGUAGAGGUUUUCAAGGAUGCUGAGGAUGAAAUUGAGCAGAAGAACUGGAGAAAAGUAAUGAAUGAAAUAGAGGAAGCAGAUUCUGCUGUUUCCGUGCUCAAGAGUCGGAGGGCCAAGCAUCAGUCUCUACCCAAAGACCUGGUUGUCGGAACCCUGGUCAGAUUUAAGCAGCUCAAGAAGUGGAACCUUGUUAGCGAGAUUCUGGAAUGGCUUCGGACUCAGCAUUGGUGGGAUUUUAAGGAGAUGGAUUUUCUGAUGCUUAUAACGGCUUAUGGAAAGCAAGGAGACUUCAACAAAGCUGAGAGGGUUUUAAACCUCAUGAACAAAAAGGGGUAUCCACCAAAUGUAAUAUCCUAUACUGCUCUUAUGGAAGCAUAUGGAAAAGGAGGCCAAUAUAAUAAAGCAGAAGCUAUAUUUCGUAGAAUGCAAUCUUCAGGCCCCGAACCUUCUGCUGUGACAUAUCAAAUAGUUCUUAAAAUAUUUGUCCAGGGAAACAGAUAUAAAGAAGCUGAAGAAAUUUUUGAAACCCUUCUAGAUAAGCAAACUUCGCCUCUAAAACCAGACCAGAGAAUGUUCCACAUGAUGAUUUAUAUGUACAAAAAAGCAGGAAGCUAUGACAAAGCUCGUAAACUAUUUGUCUUGAUGCCUGAGAGAGGAAUUCAGCAAACUACAGUCACAUAUAAUAGCUUGAUGUCCUUUGAAACCAAUUACAAGGAGGUUGCAAAAAUCUAUGACCAGAUGCAAAGAGCUGGUAUUCGGCCUGAUGUAGUGAGUUAUGCACUGCUCAUCAAUGCUUAUGGUAAAGCUAGAAGAGAAGAAGAGGCAUUAGCUCUAUUUGAGGAGAUGCUUGAUGCCGGUGUCAGGCCAACACAGAAAGCAUAUAAUAUCUUACUUGAUGCCUUUGCAAUCUCUGGAAUGGUAGAGCAAGCUCAAAUUGUCUUCAAGAGCAUGCGAAGAGACAGAUGUACCCCUGAUCUAUGCUCAUAUACGACUAUGUUAUUGACUUAUGUUAAUUCCUCUGAUAUGGACGGGGCUGAGAAAUUUUUCAGAAGAAUAAAACAAGAUGGAUUUGAACCCAAUCUCGUGACUUAUGGAACUUUGAUAAAAGGUUAUGCAAAAACAAAUAACCUGGAGAAAAUGAUGGAGAAAUACAACAACAUGCGGGUUCAAGGUAUCAAACCGAACCAGAUGAUCCUCACUACUAUCAUGGAUGCUUUUGGUAGGAACGAGGAUUUCUCCUGCGCCGUGAUUUGGUUCAAUGAAAUGGUAUCUAGUGGGAAUCCUCCUGAUCAGAAAGCAAAGAAUAUUCUCCUGUCUCUAGCAAAAACAGCUGAAGAAAAAUUUGAAGCCAAUCAGCUUGUACAACUUAAUAGGGUCCCGAACAAUGUAGAUGUUGGUGACAUGUGUAGUAUGAAUGAUGAUGCUGAUGCUGACGCAGAUGUAGAUGUAGACAUGAGCCAUGCAUUUGAAGAUAAAGAUGAAGACUUGAUAAUUACUGGUUUGGUUGUACAACUUAAUAGGGUCCCCAAGAAUGUAGAUGAUGGUGAUAUCAGUAUUAUGAACAAUGAUGCUGAUGCUGAUGCUGAUGCAGAUGUAGAUGUCAACAUGAGCCAUGCUUUGAAGAUAAAGAUGAAGACUUGA